AUGGCGUCGUCAGCUUCGUCAAUUCAGCAGGAAAUGAUUGGGACCUGGACUCUCCUGGAUUACAGGACAUCCGCCAAACCUCCAAAGUUUCCCCUUGGACCAAAUGCCACAGGCAUGCUGAUAUUCACGCCUGAUGGCUUCAUGUCGGCCCAUAUCAUGGAGCCUGGAGCCCGCCUCUUCGAAGAAUCCGGACCUCAUAGCGGCACAGAUCCCGAGUUGGCCGAUGCGAUGCGUCAUUCGGUGGCGUACUCGGGCCGCUAUCAGAUCUCCACUCCGAGCAAGGAGUCUUCAUCGGGGAUCCUCGAAACCGUGGUCGUAGUAGCUCCUAUUCCGAACUGGGUUGGUAGCAUACAAGAGAGAGAGGCAAAGAUGGUAGACGGUCAGCUCGUUUUAAGUCCCACAGUGCAGGUGUCUGAGGUGUGUAUAACCUGA
This is a messenger RNA of Penicillium pulvis, 432 nucleotides long. RefSeq lists its product as uncharacterized. Bases 1 to 432 code for a protein of 143 amino acids. The record is from RefSeq and is a predicted model, not a curated record. Lineage: Eukaryota; Fungi; Ascomycota; Eurotiomycetes; Eurotiales; Aspergillaceae. The transcript has a single exon.